GGUGUUUCUCACGUCAACUUCGAGCCUAAAGAUUUUGCUUACCUCAACAUCACAAGAAUCAGCUCACAACUUGUCCGAAAGGACAUCGAGUGUGGAUUUGCCUGUUUGGAAAUCACUUCAUGUUUCUCUUAUAACCUGGCUGCAUUUCCCGAUGCCAAUGGAAAACUGUCAUGUGAACUGCUUCCAUCGGACAAGUAUAACAACUCAGACAAAUUAAUCUACAGCCCGAUUUUCAACCAUUUCAGUAUCCCGGUAGGUGCAAAUUUAUUUGUUUCAGUUUUUGCAACUGACAGGAAAAAAAAUGGUUGUCAGAGGAAUAGUGUGAGCUAAAUUUAUAGCAUUAUCAGUGGCCAACGAAAGUCGAGAAUACACAUUCGGAAGUACUUUCAUCAGCCCAUGUUCUCUAAUUUUGUAUCAUCAUAGUGUCCACCAAUCACAGACCGUCGAUUUAUAGAGCUGUUUAAUAAAUAAAGAGUCGUUGAUAUCGUUUCAUGCUACUGACAGUUUAUUCAAUUUAAACAGAACCCUUGCUCCAGCGAUCCUUGCAUGAACGGUUCAACUUGUGUGGCCAAGUACAUCGAUGAUGAUUACCAGUGCGCAUGUUCUCCAGGAUUUAAAGGAAAACACUGUCAAAUAAAAAUAGGUGUGUCGACGUAGCAUGCUCAAUUUAUUACCAUCCAACUAUAUCUUGCUCAGUGCUACAUUUAUUGCGAUAUCUAUGGACGUGAGUGAGUUAUCUCAUGAUUUCUUUUCUUUCUCAAGUUCUGGAGAAAGACUGCAAAGACAAUAACGAGGUGAUUCUGGGGGAGAUGGUAUGUAUCAAUUGGACCCAGAUGGAGGAAGCCUUUCAAAUGCAUUCUGGGCCUACUGUGAUAUGACGUCAUACAAUGGAGGUUGGACCAUGUGUUACACUACCGAUGAAUAUGUCAAACCCAGGACCGAGGUCACAUACAAUGCCUCUUUUCCUUAUGGAACUGUCGGCUACAGGACCAACUGCAACAACAUCUCUGUAAGCUGA
Molecule: messenger RNA, 1018 nt
Organism: Pocillopora meandrina
Lineage: Eukaryota; Metazoa; Cnidaria; Anthozoa; Scleractinia; Pocilloporidae
Source: the annotation of a GenBank genome assembly